This is a messenger RNA of Epithele typhae, 4311 nucleotides long. Its product is annotated as tricalbin. The record is from RefSeq and is a predicted model, not a curated record. Gene Ontology annotation, molecular function: lipid binding. Bases 1 to 4311 code for a protein of 1436 amino acids. The transcript is spliced from 22 exons. NCBI's taxonomy places the organism in Eukaryota, Fungi, Basidiomycota, Agaricomycetes, Polyporales, Epitheliaceae.
AUGGCCGCCGUCAACGGGUCCUCUCCUUCCCCCCUAUCUGCGAACGACCAAGCCAAGGUCAAUGGCAUUGUCGACAAAGACGCCUCCAGCACUCGUGUGCCCGUUCAUACCUUCAACCCCGAUGCCAGUCCACAAGAGAAGGCCGCCAAAGCCGGCAAGGCCGUGCCCCAGCUUGACCUGUCCAGGGCUAAGGCUGCGGUCAACGGCGCGGCGGGAAACAGUGCUGCGAAAGCAAUGGACGGUCUCCCCACCAUCACAGUCGAAGACGCGGAUACCUCCCCAGGACCACAGGCUCCAGGAGCUAUGCCCAAUGGACCCGCGCCAGCCAUCCCUGACUGGUAUAAGCUCGGAUGGCGCGAUGUCUCUGGCAUAGACACCAUUCGCGAGAAAGUGGGGGAUGAAAAGCACAAGGAGAUCCUCGACUUGUUUAUCAGCGAGCAGUACUAUGGAGAGUGGUACCACAAUGCUGCUAUGAUCGUAGUGGCCGUCUUCGUGACCCACUUCCUCACUCGCUUCCACCUCGGUAUGGGAUGGGUGUUCGUCGUCCUGGCAUUCUGCACCACCUACUACUCGACAUCUAUGGAGCGCACUCGGCGGCGGGCGCGUGACGAGAUUCAACGUGAGCUGGGAGUUCGAAUCUGCGACUGGCUCAACAACUUCCUCGACCGUUUCUGGCUUAUCUACGAGCCUGUUUUGUCCCGUACGAUCGUCGCUUCUGUGGACCAGAUCCUCUCUCAAAGCUGCCCACCAUUCCUUGAAUCUCUGCGUCUAAGCACCUUCACCCUUGGAACCAAGGCACCCCGGAUUGAAAAGGUCAAGACGUACCCACGUACGGAGGAUGAUGUCGUUCUCAUGGACUGGUUCCUCUCCUUCACACCCAACGACCUCUCGGAGUUGACGGACAAGCAGAAGCUGAACAAGGUCAACCCGAAGGUUAUCCUCAGCGUUCGUUUGGGCAAGGGCUUCGCUAGCGCGGCCAUGCCAAUACUGGUCGAGGAUAUGACGUUCAGUGGACACAUGAAAAUUCGCAUGAAGCUUAUGACGAACUUCCCUCAUAUCCAAAUGGUGGACGUGUCCUUCGUCACCAAGCCCCCAUUGGUGGUGAGACGUUUGGGUUUGACAUCGCGAACGUCAGUGCCUGGCUUGUCCGCAUUCAUUCGCGACACCGUCCACAGCAUCCUGGGCCCAAUGAUGUACGAGCCGAACGUGUUCACGCUCAACCUCGAGCAGAUGCUCUCCGGCGCUCCGAUCGACACUGCGGUGAGUGCGCGCGACUUGCCUAGCAGCAAGUUCGGCGGCGGUCGCCCUGACCCAUACGUCAGCUUGUGCCUCAACGAACGGGCUGAGCUCCACGGACGCACUGGAAGCAUAACACGUACUAACAACCCGUCGUGGAUGGAGACUAAGUUCAUCCUCGUCAACUCACUUCAGGAGUCGCUCUUAUUCAAGGUGUGGGAUUACAAUGACCACCGCGCCAACACCGACCUUGGAUUUGCUACCUUCGAUCUCAGCUGCCUGGAGGGUGAUGCGACGCAGGAGGGCAUGGAGCAACCAAUCCUCAAGGAUGGCAAGCCUCGUGGAACGAUUCGCUUCGACGUGAACUUCUAUCCCGUUCUCAAGCCUGAGGUUGAUGCCAGUGGUGUUGAGCAACUUCCUGAUACCAAGGUCGGCAUCGUGCGCCUGACAGUCCACCAGGCCAAGGACCUUGAUUCGCAGAAGUCGAUGAGUGGUGAACUUAACCCCUUCGUGAAGAUCUACACCGGGAAAUCCAAAUUGGCCGCCCAUUCCACGAAGAAAGUGCGCCACACGAACAACCCGGAGAAUGCGGUGGUAGUCACCAAAGUCAUCGACGACCGCGACUUCCUGAAGGACCCUGUCAUUGGCUACAUGAGCGUGCGCUUGACGGACCUCCUCCAGGCGAAGACGUCCGGCAAGGACUGGUGGACGCUCAGCAACGCGCGAUGCGGGAAGCUCCGCGUUACCGCAGAGUGGAAGCCCUCGCCAUGGCGGGCAGUCUGCACGGGCGGAUCAGUACGUGCCUCCAUGGGAGUCGUCCGCCUGUGGCUACAGCGCGCGACGGACGUUAAGAACGUGGAGGCGACGCUCGGUGGCAAGAGCGAUCCAUAUGUCCGCGUGCAGAUCAACAACGUCACGGAAGGCCGCACGGAAGUUGUCAAUAACAACCUGAACCCAGAAUGGGACCAGAUCAUUUACAUCCCUGAAACGAUGAUGCUUGAGUGCAUGGACUACCAGCACCUGACAAAGGACCGGUCACUCGGGUACACGGAACUGCGCGUGUCAGACCUCGUAAAGCAGAUUGAGAACCCGCCCGAUGGCGCUGAGUUCCUCUUCGAAUCCACAGGGAAGCGCGAGGUUGAAGAAGGCCUCAAGCUCGGCAACGGCACCUUUAAAGGCAAGCUCCACUACGUCGCUGAGUUCAUCCCCGCGUACGCUAUACGUGGCAUCGGCUUCAACGCUAGCCCCAACGAGAUCGAAGAGGCCGCCAGGGCUGAGUCUCCCGAAUCCGGAGAGGGUGGUACUGUGCAUAACGACAGCGACGAAGAGGACUAUGGGGUCCCCGAAGGCAUCACGACCAGCCGCGCUGAAGGCGCAGAGGGCCCUGGCCACCGCGCGGCCAAGUCGACGGACACCACGGUCUCUGCUGUCUCUGCUGUCUCUGCUGUCUCUGCUGUCUCGAACGGCGAGUCGGCGACGCCCGAGGAGAAGCGGCCAGAGGAGCAGGGCGUCGAGAUGAGCAAGGAGGAGGUGCUCAAGCACCAGUCCGGCAUCAUCAUCUUCAACGUCAUGACCGGUCAACUCCACAAGAAGGCGCGCCUCGAGGUCCUGCUCGACGAAGCGUACUGGCCGGCGCUCAGCACACCGCGCCCGCGGAGCACGAACGCGCACUGGGAGUACAUCGGCGAGGGCGUCGUGAAGGAGCUCGACUUCAGCCGCGUCUGGCUCCGGCUCAACGAGGCCGACGAGGGCGACAAGGACGACGUGAUCGCGGAGUGGAAGGGCGACGCGAAGGCGUUCUUGGAAAAGACUAUGGAUGGCCCUUCGGAGUUCACGCUCGUGAAUCAGGAUGAUGACUCCAAGCGGUCGGUUGUGACCCUGGAGGCCAGGUACCUCCCUGUGCCGCUCAAGCUCGAGGCGAGGGAGAGUGUGAACAACCAAGGCGUCCUGCGCGUCGACCUCAUCGACGGCCAUGGCGUUCGUGGCGUUGAUCGCGGCGGCAAGUCUGAUCCAUUUGUUGUCUUCUCGCUCAACGGCCAGAAGGUCUACAAGUCGCAGACCAAGAAGAAGACGCUCACUCCCGAGUGGAACGAGACGUUCAGCGUUCCAGUGCCCUCCCGCGCCGGCUCGGUCUUCAACCUGGAGGUGUUCGACUGGAACCAGAUCGAGCAGGCGAAGAGCCUGGGUACCGGCCUCGUCGAACUUGAGAGCCUCGAGCCCUUCACGGCCGUCGAGCGCUCGGUUCCUCUCUCGCACGACAAGCACGGCGACCACGGCGAGAUUCGCGUCCGCCUGCUCUUCACGCCCGAAAUCAUCGUCAAGACUCGCAAGAACACUUCCACAUUUUCUUCCGCCGGCCGCGCGAUGACUCAGAUCGGACACAUCCCCGGAGCGGCUGGCAAAGGGGUCAUCUCUGGGGUCACUGGAGUGUUCCGCCGUCGUGGCAGCGUGAGCUCAGUUUCUUCCGACGACCACCGACGACCCGAUCCCCCUGCGGGUGUCGUCUCGAAGCCGGUCGACUUUGCGACGAUGGACGGUAUCGUGUCGGGUGCGACAUUCCCGUCGACAACAGGCGGUAAUGGCCACCAGACCGAGCCUGGGACGCUCAGGGUCAUGGUGCAGCAUGCCAAGGACCUAGGUAUGACAGACGCUAAGCCGUACGCGGUCAUCCGGGUCGGCGACAAGGAGUGCAAGACGAAGCAUGCGCAUAAGACCUCAGAGCCAGAAUGGAACGAGUCGUUUGCAUUCUCAGCAGCGCCCGGAACGCAACCCAAGCUCUUCGCCUGGAUCUUCGACCACAAAACGCUGGGCAAGGACAAGCUGCUCGGAUCCGCCGAGGUCGAUAUCUGGGAGCACCUCACGCCUGGGGAGACAGUCCCGGCACGCGACCUCAGCAUCGAGCUCCGCGAGGGCCAAGGACUCCUCACGCUCAGGCUCGAGUUCGACGCAGACUCGACGCUCUCCAACAAGGGCUCUCGUGGUUCGCUCGUGUCUAUGUCAGGCGGCGAGAAGACGCCUGGGAUGUCGCCUUCCCGGUUCUCGUUGAGCAGGCGGCGGCCCGACCGCGACGACUAA